Amoebophrya sp. A25 is the source of this 1245-nucleotide messenger RNA. The record is from the annotation of a GenBank genome assembly. Lineage: Eukaryota; Dinophyceae; Syndiniales; Amoebophryaceae.
AUGGGGGUGAGCUCCUACCCCGCCCUGGGAGCAACAAUAGAAAUUCUAUUGGAAUUUCGUUUUCACAUAAACGAGGAUUUUAAAGCAAGUAGAAGCAGUCGCAGCAGUUGUUCUCCUAGUCGUUAUAGGUCUGCAGUUGAAGUUCUUGUCCUUCUUUCUUGGAAGCCUGAAAGGGAGGGCUGCUCGAAGCCUUGUCCGGGUAGAAGUCUACUAGGAAUUGUGUAUUCCCGGUUGAGCACUAGUAGGGUAGAACUAGAAGCUAAAUUAAGUAGAAACCGUCAUUCCAAAUGUACUAGGACAACUACUUAACAAGUAGUCUCAAGCCUUGUUCUCGUCAACUGGCUGGUCGUGCAGAGUUGCUGCUCUCCAAAGAUGGACCUGCUCUUGUUGCGAAGUAUUUUUUUGAGGGGAAAAGAAACGAAGGAUUAAGAAUAUCCUGUUUGGGUUAAGGUUUCACACGUUUCGAGUUGUCCUUACAUUCGCAGAAUGAAAGCGCGUUUCGAAAUUGAAGACCGCCAAAAAGAUGCUCCUCUAUGAUCAGACUGAGCUUCUAUGCCUAACCUCGCAUGCUUCAUUGGACCUUUAUUUCAAAUACGGGUUUAUUUAGAAUGAGUAGCUUUCUACGCAUGACUGGUUUUCAAUGAAUUAUGGUUCACCAUCAGGAAAUCCAAAAAAUUUUUAGCGUGAGUAAGUACACAUUACACAAUACUAAAAGAAGAUUUUUCUUCAUCCACAUCAGUUUUUCAUUCUCGUGUCCAUGAUAACUUCCGUUUGUAUAGAAGCAAACUGAGUAGGAGACACCGUUGGAAUCAUGCCGCAGUGUUUCCGCUCCUAGCGAUCUUCAUGACUUGAUGUUCUUUUCUAAUCAUCAUCGUAAUGAUCUUGAGUACCUAAUCGUAAUUUGUCAUCCUUUUCCUUCACGAAAGGAUCCAACCUGUAAUUUCUGCCGAUCCGGUGCUAAAUGCUCAGGGCUCGCGCUUUUUGUAUGCUUGUCCGCGUGUUGUGUCAGCGUUGCUAGACUUCUUGGCAAACACCCUAUGUUUUACCCGGUGACGGUAGCGGUUAUUUGGCAUGAUUUCCUAUCUCUUUUAUUAUCAAUCUACGGUCAUAUUAAUAUCUCAAUCUCGGAGCACAAAAAACCAACAAACAAGCUGUGGCACUUUUAAAAAUUCUCGAUUAGUGCUGAUGAUAGCAGAUUCUGAUGUGGAUGUGAUACUAAGGCAUAUGAAUGGCGGCAGCGUUGAC